Messenger RNA from Vespula pensylvanica (western yellowjacket), 2099 nucleotides. RefSeq names its product limbic system-associated membrane protein-like. Gene Ontology annotation, biological process: synapse organization; homophilic cell-cell adhesion. The record is from RefSeq and is a predicted model, not a curated record. Gene Ontology annotation, molecular function: axon guidance receptor activity; protein binding. The coding region runs from base 134 to 1567 and encodes 477 amino acids. Lineage: Eukaryota; Metazoa; Arthropoda; Insecta; Hymenoptera; Vespidae. Gene Ontology annotation, cellular component: axon; plasma membrane; neuronal cell body. The transcript is spliced from 10 exons.
ACUCGAUUUUUAAUUGUUUGUGUAUGUGUGUGUGUGUGUGUGUGUACGUUCGUUUCAUUUUUAUAUUAAUAUCAACGAUAAAUAUCUUCGUUAAUUUUUCGAUCCAUCUUCGAAAUCGAUAUAUCGAUCGAAGAUGACACCUGUUUCUUGGAUUAUCUACUUGUUUGCAAUGGGAGUUCACGCAGCAAUGAAUCAAGGUUUUACAAACCAUCCGACGGUUGUAAAGGUCUUUAGAAACGACUCGGUUUUGCUACCCUGUGAUGUGCAAGAUCUCGGGGUGCAAACUAGGGUAAAAUGGUGGGGAAAAGGAAUUCUUUUGGCUGACAGUGACGAUCCUCGUUUGGUAACACCCGAAAGAAUUCACCUAUGGUAUAACGGAAGUUUACUGAUUUCUAACCUACAGCCAGAAGAUACGGGGGAAUAUGUAUGCCAAGCGUCCCGACCAACUCCUUGGGGAUAUGUUACGCAUGUACACGAUAUCCAAGUUAUGUAUCCACCGAGUAUUCGCCCAGUACCGGAAUCCGGCGAACUGGAAGUCAAUUUAAAAGAGGAAGUCGACAUGGAGUGCCUUGCUAACGGAGUUCCUGCGCCCGUCGUAUCUUGGUGGACUAAGGAAGGCGAGAUACCAUUGCUGACAAAUAGACCACGUUUAAGAUUUUAUGCAGAUCAUCGUAAUCGUUCAGGAGAAUAUACUUGCAUAGCCAGCAAUGGUAUCGGUGAUUCAGUAUCGGCAACGAUAGAUCUCCGUAUAAAAUAUAAGCCAGAAAUUAUUGUACAUAAACCGUGGGUUCAUGCAUCCCCUGGAAUUCGAACCCAAUUGGAUUGCAGAGUUAUUGCUUGGCCCGAGGCUGAGGUCGAGUGGUACUUUAUGAACAAGACGGUAUCCUAUUCGAGUAGAAUAGUGAAACAUAGUAUAGGACAUAAUCACAGUUUAGUAAUAAGGAAUGUGAUAACGAAAGAUUAUGGAUUUUACUUAUGUAGAGCAUCGAAUUCCUUGGGAAUAACCGAAGCUGCGAUCGAAUUAUCAGGAGUAGCAAAUCCUGCGGUUUUCAAAGAAGCUAAGAGUAUAUCAAAAACUGCGUAUAAUUUCAUUUGGGAGGUCGAUUGCUAUACUCCUAUCGUCGAAUAUCAAUUCUCCUUUCGUCAGUACAGGAAGUACGUUCACGAAGGUCCGCUUAGAGCAAGCACAACGACGACACAUAAGUGGCACAAACUUUACAUACCGAGCGGAAGCAAUGCGAUUGGUCCGGUACAUGCUCGAUCCUUCAAUUUAACUGGAUUGGCUGAAGCUACUCACUAUGAAGCUUUCGUAGUAUCGAGAAAUCGUUACGGUUCGAGCAGACCAUCGAAAGUCAUACGAUUUGCUACGGAAGGUGCUCCUCCUGAUGCCGAAGAUUAUUACAAAACGAUCGAUGUAGUACCGGAUGAAAAGAUUAAUACUGUCAUACAAAUGGCCUCGAUGUCUCAACAAUCCAGCACGGAAAACAAUGGAUGCUCUUGUGUGAUGAAAAAAAACAUAGCUUUUGUCCUUUCUUUUUCCUUGUUUUUCUCGAGUAUGAGAUUAUAGACUGUCCUUCUUUAAGGACUAUUCUAUAAGGAAACUUACUAUGUCGUUAUAAAAUGAAAAAAGAAAAUGGUCAAAACGCAUAGUUCGUAACGAGGAAAACAAAAUAAAAAUAAAAAGAAAAGGAGAAAAGAAACAUAAUCUUAUGCAAGUUUGACCGAUCUUCAUCCUAUAUUAGGAUAGAUACGCGAGGAAAUUUUAAUGUAUAUUUUUUCUUAGUUCUGUUGCACUGUAUGUACAAAUUAAAAUCACAUUUUAUAUAUAUAUAUAUGUACAUGUAUGUAUGUAUACGCGUAACCUAUAUACCUGAUUUAAUUAGAGUGUAUAAGAGAGACAUAAGCACGUUCAUUCGUUUGCAUAGAACGAUACUCUGCUAAUUACGAAUUAAUACGAUGCAUAGCUAAUUUCAGACGAUUUCGAUUGAUAUUCUAAUUUGUAAAUAGCGACGAAUAUUAAUUUCUUUUAUGGACGAAGACUUGUAAUGAAAAUCACUUGUAUGUCGCUAAAAAUAAAUGAAAAUUAUUUUAUAUAAAAA